UUGUUUAAUGUCAAUUUCUUUCUGUAUCAACAUCUGUCAAAACGCUCCAAAAUGGUACAGCGUCUUACAUUUAGGCGACGUUUGUCGUACAAUACCAAGUCGAAUCAAAGGAGAAUAGUUCGGACUCCUGGUGGUCGGCUUGUUUAUCAGUAUGUCAAGAAGCCUAAGAAGAUCCCAAGAUGUGGUCAGUGCAAGAGCAAACUCAGAGGUAUCCAACCCGCUAGACCCGCCGAGCGUUCCCGCCUCUGUUACCGUAAGAAAACUGUAAAACGUGUGUAUGGAGGUGUACUUUGCCACAAAUGUGUGAAGCAACGCAUUGUUAGAGCUUUCCUCAUUGAAGAACAGAAGAUUGUGAAGGUUCUCAAAGCACAACAAGCGAGCGCGAAAGCUAGCAAAAAGGCUGCAAAGUGA
Messenger RNA from Parnassius apollo (apollo), 411 nucleotides. The record is from the annotation of a GenBank genome assembly. Lineage: Eukaryota; Metazoa; Arthropoda; Insecta; Lepidoptera; Papilionidae.